AUGCAUCUUUACGGUGACAAAUACAUCAACCACAUGGGCAUCUGGUUCUGGCUUGCUGGUACCGCUGUCAUCUUUUUCACAGUGUCUCGAUUCUUUGGUGCUAGGCGUCUGCCAAAGGGGGCCUAUGUGAACAAGGCUGGCCAGCGAAUCAAGCAAGUUACAUGCGAUGCUCGUCUCGCUAAAUUUCUACGCAGUGCAGAGCUUUCCAAGAACGGACAAGAAAUUGCAGCGGAUGACCCUUACUUGAUUCAAAGCGGACCAUACCAAGAGCUGGUUAUCAGUCAGCCAUCGCACAUCCAGGAGUUUUACAAGAACGAUGCGAAAGAUCAUACCAAACCCCAAAAUCGCAACUUUGGUGUUCUAUUUGGCCGUUGGGCUGGAGCUGCUGUUGGCAUGCAGUAUGGAGAUAAUUGGAAGCGAAUUCGCAAACAUUUCGAUCCCGUCUUCUCAUUCCAUUCGGUCAUGCAAAACAAACAACGGUUCGACAUUGAGGUGCAACAAUUGAUUGAAGGGCUGGUUGAAAAUAAUAGUUAUGAAAUUGACCCUACAACCGCUUUCAAAUAUUUCACCUUUCGCGCCCUGGCCCUUCAUCUUUACGAGGACGGCUUUGAUGACCGAGUUUACUGGCGUAUGCUGGAGUUGGACGAAAUGCAUCAGAAUAUUGUUCGAGUACUGUCAUCCCCUACAUUGCCAGACUCCGGGCUCUACAACUGGUUACCAACAAGUAGUGGCAAGACUUUGGCCAAUUACUUGACCCAGUGGAAGGAGUUUAACCGUAUCACUGUUGACCACGCCCGAGGAGGUAACUGGAAAUGUCCUGUCGAGGUCAUUUACCGAGCCGUCGACACAACCAAGGAACUGACUGAAAAGGAGGUUACAUCCACUCUGGAUGAGAUUCUCUUUACCAACGUGGAGGUGAGCUCCAAGGUUCUCUCGACACUGUUUGUCAAUUUAGCCCAACAGCCAGCUCUUCAGGAGGAAUUGCGCGCCGAGAUCAAAGAUCGCAAUACCAAACCCAGUGAGGAGGCAAAGUACUUUGCUAAACAAGACACGUUACUGAACCGAGUCGUUAUGGAGAGCAUGCGGGUGUCUCCAGCUUUCUGGUUCUCUUUGCCUCAAUGCACAUCUGUUGACAAGACCAUUGGUGGUUAUCUGAUUCCUGCCAAUACUCCAGUAGUUAUUGAUACACGCCGUCUCAAUAAUGCCUCGUACACUUUCGGGGCCGACACUGACGUCUUCGAUCCCAGCAGAUUCUCCAAGAUCCCUUCAGAGAAACUACGCUGCGGCUUCAUGAAAUUUGGUGCUGGAGCAGCCUCUGGUCGAUGCCUUGGCAAAAAUGCCGCCGACGUUCUAUUCAAGAUGAUGGUGAUUGGCAUUCUUGAGAAGUUCUCUCUCUCUUUGCCCUUCCCGGCGCUGGGUAAGGAAGGCAGUAGUACCAACAUCAAGCUCACUAAACUGUAA
Messenger RNA from Akanthomyces muscarius, 1461 nucleotides. RefSeq lists its product as uncharacterized. The transcript has 8 exons. The coding region runs from base 1 to 1461 and encodes 486 amino acids. NCBI's taxonomy places the organism in Eukaryota, Fungi, Ascomycota, Sordariomycetes, Hypocreales, Cordycipitaceae. The record is from RefSeq and is a predicted model, not a curated record. Gene Ontology annotation, molecular function: oxidoreductase activity, acting on paired donors, with incorporation or reduction of molecular oxygen; iron ion binding; monooxygenase activity.